Messenger RNA from Paecilomyces variotii, 1452 nucleotides. Its product is annotated as agmatinase 1. Gene Ontology annotation, molecular function: agmatinase activity; metal ion binding. Lineage: Eukaryota; Fungi; Ascomycota; Eurotiomycetes; Eurotiales; Thermoascaceae. The record is from RefSeq and is a predicted model, not a curated record. The coding region runs from base 147 to 1277 and encodes 376 amino acids. The transcript is spliced from 8 exons.
GAUAAGAUCUUCCCCGCAACGCAGAGAUAGCAUGAAAGGGCAUGGAAACACUUCGUACACAGGCAGAUAGAAUAUAAUAUUGUCUUCUCCUCCUUUCCAUAGUUUGGUAUGCAAGCUCUCUCUCUCGUCGAUCGCUGCUUUUAAGGAUGCAUCGUGUGGCGUACUUAUCAUCCAUCUUCGCUCUUACCUGUAGCGCCAGGGAAAUAGUCUUCCCAUCAGUUGCUGGAAUUUCAGGCAACUCUCACCAGGUUCCCGUUGAAUUGACAGAAACUGUUGACAUUGUCACUGGGAGUCAGUUCUCAGGUCUGACGACAUUUGCGCACCUACCAUAUGUCAAUUGCUUCGUAGACACCGAGGCGGAGAACAAUAGCUAUGACAUUGCAUUUUUGGGUGCUCCAUUUGACACGGGUGUAACUGCCCGCCCUGGAGCACGAUAUGGCCCAGGAGGCAUCAGAUUAGGGUCCAGACGGAUGGGCGGUUGGAGCAUCUUUACCGGCGUAAAUCCUUUUGACGAUUGGGCAAAGGUGGUCGACUGCGGAGAUGCACCCCUGACUUUUCUGGACAACACGGUGGCUCUCAAGCAGCUCGAUCUGGCUCAUAAGGUGAUCUCUUCUCGACCAGCAACAGCAAGCAAUACAUCGCCUGUUCCUCGGAUCAUCACCCUCGGGGGAGAUCAUACAACGACCCUAUCAGCACUCAGAUCGACCUAUGAAAAAUGGGGCCCUGUGUCUGUUGUUCAUUUCGAUAGCCACAUAGAUACUUGGGACCCUGAUGUGUUAGGAGGCGGCAUAUCCCAUUACGCUGGUGUCAACCAUGGUACCUUUCUUCACAUUGCACAUGAAGAGGGUCUGAUCAGCAACUCAUCCCUUCACGUCGGAAUUCGUGCGCCAAUGAUUCGUCGCAAGGGUGAUGUCCGCAAUGAUAUACGUUGCGGGUUCCAAAUCGUCACUGCUCGUGACAUCGACCGGUUCGGCAUAGACGGGAUGGUUGAGAAGAUCAGAAAUCGCGUUGGACAUAAUAGAGUCUAUAUUUCCGUCGACAUCGACGUUCUGGACCCGUCGUAUGCUCCUGCUACUGGCACAGCAGAGCCCGGUGGAUUCACCACUCGUGAACUGCUGAGCAUUCUGGACGGUUUGAGUGGGCUUCCCGUUAUAGGUGCCGAUGUUGUCGAGGUCGCUCCCAUUUAUGACAAUGCAGGCGAGACGACUACUCUUGCUGCUGCCGAAGUGGCGCGUUCCUUGCUAACGUUGAUGAUUGAGGAACCUGUUAUCCCUUAACGGAGCCAGUAAAGCGAUUGGAGGAGACAGCUUGAACUUCUGGUCCAAUUCUGGAGUGCUGCGGAUCAAGUAAAUACGAACUAUUGCAGAUAUAAAGACACAUUAUCGCUCUCCAUACAGCAUAGUCGUAUGCCAUCAGAGAUUCUUGCACAAUUGCAAUACAAAAAGCCACCGG